GCUGUUUGUUCGGGAAGUGGAUCCGGCCCGCAGCCGCCGCCGCCCCCUCCCUCCCCCCUCCCCGCUCGCUCCGCCGCCCGCGGCCGCUCCCGCCGCCCCGGCCAUGGCCCGGGACUACGAUCACCUCUUCAAGCUGCUCAUCAUCGGCGACAGCGGUGUGGGCAAGAGCAGUUUGCUGUUGCGUUUUGCAGAUAAUACCUUCUCAGGCAGCUACAUCACCACAAUUGGGGUGGAUUUUAAAAUCCGGACGGUUGAGAUCAAUGGAGAGAAGGUGAAGCUGCAGAUCUGGGACACAGCUGGACAGGAGCGCUUCCGGACCAUUACAUCAACGUAUUACAGAGGAACACAUGGGGUGAUUGUGGUCUACGAUGUAACCAGUGCAGAAUCCUUUGUGAAUGUAAAACGGUGGUUGCAUGAAAUUAAUCAAAACUGUGAUGAUGUCUGCCGGAUACUAGUGGGGAAUAAGAACGAUGACCCAGAGCGAAAAGUGGUAGAAACAGAAGAUGCCUAUAAAUUUGCUGGCCAGAUGGAGAUCCAGUUGUUUGAGACCAGCGCCAAAGAAAAUAUUAAUGUGGAAGAGAUGUUUAAUUGCAUUACAGAGCUAGUCCUGCGAGCAAAGAAAGAAAACUUAGCAAAGCAGCAACAGCAGCAACAGAAUGAUGUGGUGAAGCUAACGAAGAACAGUAAAAGGAAGAAGCGGUGCUGCUAAUGCCCCUUCCCUGCUGCAGAGACUCUGCUCUCAGACAGAUCAGCCCCUCCAGCUAGACUCGGGCAAUUCCACUGGGGCAGGCUUUGGGAGGACUUUCUCAGUUUUGUGCCGUUAUUUAAAGAUUAUUUUUUCUCCAUGUUUUCUAUCAAGAGGCGCUGGCACCUUUACCACUUCAGUGCCAAGAAGGUAUCGGAAGGAAUCUUGUCCCCCUCUCCUCCCCUGCUCAUUCCAGUGCGCCUUGUAGACAAGAGGGACGUUGCCUACCAAGUGGACUAAUUAACCCAAGAGUUUGUAUAUAAUGUAUAUUGCUUUAACCAGCCUCGCCUCCCCGUUGUCGCUUUGGCUUAUGCCUUCUUAAUGUCAACCAAUCAUGGACUGCAGAGCUCCUCUUUUUAAAGAAAUAGUACAAAGUUCUUAAUUCGAGUUGGCCCCAGGCUGGCAGCAGCUGCUUCCUGGGGCCUCCAGCUUCAUUUCUGUUGGGCUCCAGGCUGGCAACUGGUGCCCCUGGGGCCUGCAACUCCAUCUGGAGUUCCAGGCUUCUACUGGGGCUCAGUCUCUGUUUUUCUAGGUACCAGGAUUGCAGGUGUUGCUGCUGGAGCCUGGGGUUUCACUUCACCAGCCCCCUGGGCUGGCAGCUGGUACUGCUGCUGGGGCCUUGAAUUUCAGUUUGCCAUGAUCCAGAUCUGUUGCUGGGUCCUUGGGUUUCACCUUCUUGCGCUGCAGCCCAGCUGUUCCUGUGCUCUCCUUUAGUUUGUAUCAAGAUACUGAAAAACAAACUGACCUGCAGAAGUGGGAUUUAUUUGGAUAAAACUUUCUUUUUUUAAAAGAACACAAGCCCCAAACACGAAGUUUAACUCCUUUGACCUCUGCUUCUGGUCCUGAGUGAGGGUCCAUUUCUUUUGAGAACAACAAAAACCAUGUGAUUCUGCCAAAAGCCCCCUAAACUUCUCCUCGUUGUCCUGUCCACAAAUAGGCAAUCUGAACUGGAAUGUGAAUUUUGGUGGCAAAGCUUUUGUUUUUGAGAGAGAAAAGGCAUGAAAAUGAAUCCAGCUGUUGUGGGAUUGAGGACUGAAUAUGAAAGCUGCUGCAGGAUCAUUCCCAGGAUUCUUCAGUUAGAAAGGAGGACUGCUGUUUAAAGGAACAGGAAGCUUGUUUGCUUGGGUUUGUGGUGGUGGAGGAUCACUCUUGGAAACAAACUGGUCUCGCUGUGCUAAGCACCAUUUGCUGGCUCUGGCUGGCCGUUCUGGGGCAGCUGGGGCUCGGUUCCUCGCCGGAACAGAUGUCGUUAAAGGUGGAGAGUGUAUGUGCGUGGAACUGAGCCAUCGACUGUCUGGGCUGUACAUGCUCAGCACCUGAAUCAUGGCCUAGAUCAGAGUUUUAAAAAAGAAGAAUUCUUCCUUACAAUGACUAAAAGGCAAGGAGGAUAUGGCUUCCUUUCAGACCCUGAGGCAGGGGUACCCAUGUGUCAGCAGCGGCCCCGUGGGGUCGAUGGCCAGAGUCUGGUAGGAUCCGAUUCACCGAUGUCCGUGAGCACCCCAUCAGCCCAAUUCUCUGCCUUCCUCCCCCUGCCCCCCAGGAGAGGCUAAAUUUUAGUCACUUAUUCUGCCUGCAUUUUUUUUUGGUGUAGAUUUUCCAGGUGGUGGUGAGAGCCCUGGUGAUACAAUCACGUCACAGUCAAUCACUUGAAAGACUUCUUAAGAUGAUGAAUGUGUAACACGUUUUUGUUCUUAAUUGGUUCAGGUGCUGGGGGUGUGUAUCCAGCUGCCUUCACCCAGCUCUUUUCUUCACAUAUCUUUCAUUGGUAAUCCAAGAAUCAGAAGGAGGUGGGGUGAUAGUGGUGAUACAGAACGAGGUGAUGCUGCUGGUGUGAGCUCUGGGAAUUGUACAACUUGGGCAGCUGUGGAAGGUGACGGCUUAAGUGACACGAGUCCCUCCUGUCUGCUUCCCAGCGGGUCAGGCCUCACAGCCUUCCCCUUGCAUCAGGGCUGUCCUGUCAUGGUUGCUACUUGCAGAUUGAAGGGCCCAGCUGUGUUGCUUUGGGACUCUCGUGGGAGUGUGUGUGCUGAUCUAGGAGGGGAGUGACUCCAUACAGGCAGAAGUAAAGGAAAUGUCUGAAUUUACUGGAAAUGAUGCAAUAAAAUGAGGAAAUGGUGCACCCAAGCCUGGAGUGUUCUCUUAUAUGGGAAGAUUGGUCCUCUUUGAGUCCAGGUCUUUGUGGCCACGAUUUGAACUGUGCCAAUCCAGGUGUCCCAGCUUCUUGGCUGAAAGGGGGACCCUUUUUGUGUUUUUCCCUAGAGCUGGCUGUAGAGGAGCAGUCACCUCUGCUCUUGCCACUGACUGUUCAAUUGGAAGGGGUGGGGACUGUGUCUCUAGUGGUGCUGAUGUGAAGUUUCCUAAGUGUUGAGCAAUGGAAUGUCUAACUGGUUUGUUAGGAUUAUUUCUGUAAUGAAAGUUUCUAAUUAUGCUUUUUAAAUAAUUUUUAAAAACUAAAAAUAAAGGUUACAAGCUGCCAA
This is a messenger RNA of Colius striatus (speckled mousebird), 3222 nucleotides long. RefSeq names its product RAB35, member RAS oncogene family (gene RAB35). The record is from RefSeq and is a predicted model, not a curated record. The coding region runs from base 104 to 709 and encodes 201 amino acids. The transcript is spliced from 6 exons. Gene Ontology annotation, cellular component: endosome membrane; plasma membrane. Gene Ontology annotation, molecular function: GTPase activity; GTP binding. Lineage: Eukaryota; Metazoa; Chordata; Aves; Coliiformes; Coliidae. Gene Ontology annotation, biological process: endocytic recycling; Rab protein signal transduction.